AUGGUGAAGAAGCUGGUACUCCCCCCGAGUCCCCAAGCCAAACGGCAGAAAGCGGUUCAAGCAUUUCUGCUGACGAGCGGCCUUUUAAUUUGCUUUUCCUUCUGGAGAUUGGUUUGCAGCUCGUCGUCCUCUGAUGCCAUGGCAGCCGAAAUGCUCUUGUUUUCCAACAUGACAAAGACGCAAAGCAGCAAUAUUCGGUUGUCUACAGCAAGAGAAUACCGCAAAUACGACCGUUUCGAUCAUUUGAAAAAGAAGGAUCCAGCGUACCACAUGAAUUCCCUUCCGGCUCCUACGUACCAUUUAGUCAUUUCGACGGGUUGUUCGACGUUUCAGGAUUGGCAAUCCUACGUCAUGUUCUUUCAUGCCGUCAAGUCGGGACAAGUGCGAGUAAGCGAUACUACUGACAACAUUAGCUAUGUGACUCGAGUCGCAUCGGGCUGCAGUGACGACGAGGCCCUCCAAAUGGACGAGAUUCAUCGUCGCGAUAUUGCUCCCAUGGCACCGGGACGGUUCUUUCUCCACCAUACACCCGAAUACAAAUACAGCAAACCGGGCAUUGAUUACAAAUUCUUCAACAAACCCAUGGGAUAUCGACAUUGGAUGAGUCAUGCAUUACGGUAUCCCUACAAUCACGACAAAUACGACAAUGUCACAACUAUGGGGUGGCCCCUUUCAAGACAAACGAAUCGUGAACCGUUUGCGCAGGAAUAUGCCUUUGGAGUCCAAUUCUUCAAUGGGUUGAAAAUGGACAAGAUUGCCCAAAAGACCGAAAUCCCUUCUAGAGUCUCCAAGCUGGAUCUACAAAAGGAAGCCUAUUCCUACAUGGUGGGGCCACCCUAUAUUAUGAAGGGAUAUGAUCUCUGGCGGAUCAUUAGCAAAUGGGCCGAGUUUGUGACACAUGUCUAUGAGCAAGUAGUAGACAAUCUGAAACCAGAACAUCUGAGUGAAAUGUAUUCCUACAGCAUUGCUUCCGCUCAUUUGGGUUUGAAACACGCCGUGGCACAUUCCUUUAUGGUUUCCAAUGUCGACAUUAUGGCAGGCGAAGCAUGGAGUCUCAUUGACAACAAGGACGGCGACGAUCUAUGCGACAAUUUCCCACCAAACGAAAUGCCCCAUGUCCUCCAUCAUUGUCAAUUCUACUCUCUCGGCAACUACUUCUUUUCCAAAUACCAUUUGCCAGGAGACUUUAUUUCCUGUGAGUCGCCCUUGCUGGUGGCACCGCCCAGCAAUUUUUCCAAACUCUACAAUUAUGCCUACUGGCCGCACAAUCAGGAAAAGCGUCUCGACUAUGCCAACAAUCCGCUCAAAAUCAAACGGAAUGCCUUCGCCGUGUGUCAUAUGAUCAAGAGUAUGAACGAAGCAGCCAUCUACUACAAACAGCAGCAUUGCAAUGAUGCAACUGCCAACUACAACCGCACACUCACAUUGCCUGUCAAAUAA
Molecule: messenger RNA, 1440 nt
Organism: Seminavis robusta
Lineage: Eukaryota; Bacillariophyta; Bacillariophyceae; Naviculales; Naviculaceae
Source: the annotation of a GenBank genome assembly